Messenger RNA from Lolium rigidum, 1629 nucleotides. RefSeq lists its product as uncharacterized. The record is from RefSeq and is a predicted model, not a curated record. Lineage: Eukaryota; Viridiplantae; Streptophyta; Magnoliopsida; Poales; Poaceae. The coding region runs from base 158 to 1180 and encodes 340 amino acids. The transcript has 6 exons.
UUUCUCCCCGCAACAGGUCGUCUUCUUCCUCCCUCCCCUCCUGCCCGUCCCCCUCCGGGCCCUCAUUAUUCCCUCUCUCCCCUGCUGGAAGCUCGAGGGAGGCGCGCGGCCUGGUCCACUCCCACCCUUACCACUCCCUCCUCUCCACCCCACCACCAUGGUCUCCCCCUCGCUCGUGCUCACCUGCGGCCACGCUCCCCGGCACUUGCCGUUCCGCAAACCACCACGCCUUGACGUCGCAAGAAUUGCCGCCAUUUCCAGAACCAAUGCCCAUCCUCUUUUCACCUCCCUUUACGGGUCUCCCUUGGGGCGCCGGGGAUGGGCCCAUGUCUGCCGUGACUCCUCCCUACAAGACCCGCCGCCGGGAGUCGAUGCCGCGGAGGAGCGGGAUAAAGAAGAGAUCAAGAAACAAUUAGCUAAGGCCCAGAUUGGAGGAGGCGGCGGCGGCGGCGGUGGUGGGCAGCUGAGCGACUGGAGCACGUCCGUGCUGCUCUUCGGGAUAUAUGCGGGGCUCAUGUAUUAUGUCUUUCAGCUCGCGCCAAACCAGACGCCGUACAGAGACACAUACUUCUUGCAGAAGCUUCUUUAUCUUAAAGGUGACGAUGGCUUCCGAAUGAAUGAUGUUCUUGUGUCUCUGUGGUACAUAAUGGGAAUCUGGCCACUAGUGUACAGCAUGUUGCUUCUUCCUACCGCAAGAAGUUCAAACAGCAAGAUUCCUGUCUGGCCAUUCCUGGUCCUUUCAUGCUUUGGAGGAGCAUAUGCCUUGAUUCCUUACUUCGUUCUAUGGAAACCUCCUCCACCUGCCAUUGAUGAAGAUGAAAUUGGACAAUGGCCAUUAAAAUUUCUUGAAUCAAAAUUAACUGCAGGAGUAACAUUUGCCGUGGGCCUUGGACUGAUUAUAUAUGCAGCCAAAGCUGGAGGUGCUGAUUGGCAGGAAUUUUUUCAGUACGCUAGAGAGAGCAAGUUUAUCCAUGUUACAUCUAUUGAUUUCACUUUGCUCUCGGCCUUCUCACCAUUCUGGGUCUACAAUGAUAUGACAGCAAGGCGAUGGAAAAGUGGUUGGGUUCUGCCUCUGGCACUUAUCCCUUUGCUGGGACCCGCAUUAUAUCUUUUGAUGCGUCCAUCGCUCUCGUCUCUUCUAGGGGCAACCUCCUCAUCAUCUGACAAACCACAAAAUUAACUGGAAAGUAGUUGUGGACAUAUAUUGGUCAUGAGCACAUGAUACAGAUAGGAAGAUCGGUCAAGAACAAAUUCUGGAAAUUUUAUUGUAUCCAUCAACUUGGUCCGGACUAUUCUUCAGAGUUGACACUCCAAUACGCCUUGAAAAUGAAGUCCAGAGAAUGAAGACAUUAAUCAGCACUGCAGUGGUUCAGCAUAUCAAUGCUUCGAAACAAAAAGUUCAGCCAUGAAAGAUUGUAAGGUAAUUAUAUCUGAACGCCUUCCGGAAAAGUUUUAAGGAUGACACCCGUCAGGUAACAGGUAACAUUUGGGUACAAAUGAAUAAGGCUUCCGGUGUGUUAUGCUUGCAAUUCUGUUUAUGUAUAUACAAUUUUGAUCUCUGGGAAUAAUAUAGGCUACACAUUUGUUAUUGCAACCAAAUGAUGUUAAUAUAUAGAAGCCCUUCUGGAA